CAGUACACAGCGCACCUACCUAUCAAUCAACCACGCCGCACUCCGCACUCAAUCCCUCAAUCCCGCACUCAACCUCUCACGCCCGCAAUCACGCCCGCCCGCUCGCCAGCCAGCCAGCCAGCCAUGUCCGCACUCCCGCCCCUCCACCGCCCGCGCGAUAGCUACUACACGCUCUUCCUGCUGUCGUACAUCCCGACGAUAAUCCUAUUCGAUUCCCUCCCCCUCUACCCCCCCUCCCUGAUCCCGUCCUCUUUAUCCUCCACGCACACGUGGUACCUCACAACCUUCAACGACCCCCUCGUCCGCCUGCAACCUCCAUGGUUCAAAUUCUUCAGUCUCGCCGAGCUCUUCUACCAGCUCCCGGUAGCCGCGUACCUGGCGUGGGCGCUGGGGAAGCGCGCCCCCAGCGCGCCGGCGCACAUGCUCGUGUGGGCGACGCUGGCGGCGUUUACUACCGCUACUUGCUGCUGGGAGUUUUAUCAUAGCACCCUGAUGACGCUGCAGCAGAAGUACAUGCUCGGGGGGAUGUAUGGAUCUUAUGGAUUGAUUUUUGCGAUCAUGGCGGGAGAUAUGUUCUGCCGCAUCCAGAAGACGGUGAGCGCGGCGGCGAAGAUGGCGGGGCAGAAGAAGGUCAGGUAGACGAGGCGGUGAUGCCAUGUCUAUAGACUUGGGGAUACCAAGACAAGGCGUUGUGUAGUGUGUAGGCAUAAUUGGAAGACAUUGCUGUCGAUUCGAG
This is a messenger RNA of Tricharina praecox, 736 nucleotides long. Its product is annotated as transmembrane protein 6/97. NCBI's taxonomy places the organism in Eukaryota, Fungi, Ascomycota, Pezizomycetes, Pezizales, Pyronemataceae. The record is from RefSeq and is a predicted model, not a curated record. The transcript is spliced from 3 exons. The coding region runs from base 124 to 639 and encodes 171 amino acids. Gene Ontology annotation, cellular component: endoplasmic reticulum.